CGCACGCACGCACGCACACACACACACACACAAACACUUAUACCUACCUUUGGGGUCAGUGGUACAGAAGCAACAGUAAAGGACAGAAUCUUCAUCAACACACCUGUCCUCUGGUCACCUCUGCAGCUCGGAGCAGACAAAAUGACAAAGGAUUAUUCUGGGUUCCCCUUAGUUAGGAAUGUGUUUAACAAUGGCACGGUGGCACUCAACAACCCGGCCGAUAUCUCCGUCAUUGUGAUCUACUUUUUGGUUGUCUUGGCAGUCGGAGUAUGGGCUAUGGUGAGCACAAACCGAGCCACAGUAGGGGGAUUCUUCCUGGCAGGAAGAAGCAUGGUGUGGUGGCCUAUUGGGGCAUCUCUCUUUGCCAGCAACAUUGGCAGUGGGCAUUUUGUCGGCAUUGCAGGGACUGCGGCUGCAGCUGGAAUUGCCAUUGGUGGAUUUGAAUGGAAUGCCCUUGUGGUGGUGAUCCUUCUUGGAUGGCUCUUUGUGCCCAUUUACAUCAAAGCUGGGGUCGUGACCAUGCCAGAGUACUUGAAGAAGAGGUUCGGAGGGCAGCGCAUCCGCAUCUAUCUCUCAGUGCUCUCACUCUUCCUCUAUGUCUUCACUAAGAUCUCAGCGGAUAUGUUCUCUGGAGCCAUCUUUAUUAACCAGGCUCUGGGGCUGAAUAUCUACCUAGCUGUGGUUCUCCUACUAAGUAUCACUGCUCUAUACACAGUCACAGGUGGACUGGCUGCAGUGAUCUACACAGACACUUUGCAGACAAUCAUCAUGGUCGUGGGAUCUUUCAUCCUCAUGGGUUAUGCCUUCGAUCAGGUGGGAGGUUAUGAGAACUUCCAGGAGCGCUACAUGAUGGCCAUGCCUACUCGGACUGGGGUCAACAUCAGUAAGAGAUGCUACACCCCUAGGCCUGACUCCUUCCACAUCUUCAGGGACGCGGUGACAGGGGACCUGCCUUGGCCAGGCCUGGUGUUUGGUCUCACUGUCCAGGCCACCUGGUAUUGGUGCACUGAUCAGGUGAUUGUCCAGCGCUGUCUAUCUGCCAAAAGUCUGUCUCAUGUCAAGGCUGGAUGCAUUCUGUGUGGCUACCUGAAGCUGUUGCCCAUGUUCGUCAUGGUCUUCCCUGGCAUGAUCAGCCGAAUCCUCUACCCAGAUGAGGUGGCGUGUGUGGACCCAGAUGAGUGCCAGACGUACUGUGGUGCCAGCGUGGGCUGCACCAACAUCGCCUAUCCCAAACUAGUGGUAGACCUCAUGCCAAAUGGUCUGCGAGGCCUGAUGCUGUCGGUGAUGAUGGCGUCUCUGAUGAGCUCCCUGACCUCCAUCUUCAACAGUGCCAGCACCCUGUUCACCAUGGACAUCUACACCAAGAUACGCAGCUCUGCCUCCGAGAAGGAACUCAUGAUCGCUGGGAGGGUAUUUAUCCUGGUUCUGAUCGGGGUGAGUAUAGCGUGGAUCCCUGUGGUCCAGUCUGCUCAGAGCGGCCAGCUCUUUGACUACAUCCAGUCCAUCACCAGCUACCUGACCCCGCCCAUCGCAGCCACCUUCAUGCUCGCCAUCUUCUGUAAGCGUGUCAACGAGCCGGGUGUGUUCUAUGGGCUUAUGAUAGGCCUGGCCAUUGGCCUAUCCAGGAUGAUCGCUGAGUUUGCCUAUGGGACGGGCAGCUGUGUGGCCCCUACUAACUGUCCUGAGAUCAUCUGUGGAGUCCACUACCUCUACUUCUCCAUCAUUCUGUUUUGCAUUUCGUGCUUGGUGAUACUCACCAUCUCCCUCAUGACCAAACCCAUUGAAGACAAACAUUUGUACCGGUUGUGCUGGAAGCUGAGGAACCACACAGAGGAGAGGUUGGAUCUGGAGAUAGAUGAUUGGACAGAAAACCAAGAAUCAGACUAUAUGGAUAUUGAAGAUCCCACAGAGGAGCCAGGCUGUUGUAAGAAGGCAGUGUUGAACUUCUGUGGUUUGGAAAAGUCGAAUGCUCCCGCGCUGAGUGCUGAGGAGCAGGCUGAGCUGCAGAGGAAACUCACAGACACAUCAGAGAAACCCCUGUGGAGGAAUGUGGUCAAUGCCAAUGGCAUUAUCCUCCUGUGUGUCUGUGUCUUCUUCCACGGUUUCUACGGUUAAACAUCUCCUCAUCCUGGACCUCCACUGCCCUAGAGUCUGGACUGUCUAACCAUAAACUUGAGUAGUCUCGUCUUUCAACCCUGAAAUCCCCCCCAGACUCACAGGCCCACGAUGCACUGUACAUGGCAACUUCUCUUACACACCCUCCCUCUAUCCAUCAUCUGGGGGCCUGAACUGUUUUAUCCAAAACCCCUGUAACGUGGUCAAUGCUACGACCGCCUUGGCUUCAAGAUACCCUGCUCCAUACCUGUAUGACUGUCCUAGACCCUAUCUGGGAGUCACAAAACUCCUUUGUUAGGUGUUCUUUGCUUUGUGGACUUUUACAUGUUGUGUAUGUAUGAUGAAUGUGUAAUGAUGAUAGUAAUGAGGAUGAUGAUGUUGAAUAGGACUUAGUGUCCAAUGGUAUCCAAUGUUUCUUUCUGCCCUUCAUGAAGUUACUGUAGUUUGGUAUAUUGCAACCACUAGGUGGAGCUGCAGUAUGAAUAAACUUAAGAUUGAACAGUAUCAUUACCAAGGUAACACUGUACGGCCAGUGGAUUUAAUGGCAAUGAGACAUAAAAUGUAAUGUAAUCAAGCCUGGUUUUUGUGACGUUCUAUCAAAGACAACAUUUUUUUGCCAUAUUUUUUUUUUUUUCUAGCUGUCAUUUCGUUUUGCUACGUGCUAAUGAAUGAUAUCUCAAGGAUGGAAGGAGCAGGGAAUCUUCUAAUUAUUACUGGAGUAAUAAUUCACUCAACACACACGCACGCACGCACACACACACACGACCCCCUGCUUGUCACAACACUAAGUGCACCUGAAGGACCAACAAUGUAAAAGGCCACGGCCAAGGUUGGUUUACACUCUGUUAGUGUAAGUAUACCUGUUGCAAGAAGUAUACCCUAACCCUAGACUGGUAUUAGAGUUGUUCCAUGUAAUUUCAGCAAACCAUGACACCCACCAUCUCUGUUUCUAACUAAAGAAAUUGUUAAUUUAGUUAGAAACAGAUAAAAGCAUUCCUGCAACUUUAAGUUGUUGAAAACGAUUUGAACUCUAAAAUUAAGUCUUGAUUGCACAAAAAUUGGCCAUUUUAAUUUAUAGAAUUCAUAUAAUAUUAAAUAAAUACAGUACCCAACAUCUGAUUUAUACCAAACCUCUUCCUAACAAUGAUACAGACGCGAAUAAUCCAAAUAAAUGGUCAAAACCCAACCAGAGACACCCCAAACCCCACAUCAAGCCAACCCCAACGGCCAGUGGGGUUCUACUAAGCUAAUACAAUGGAAGUCGGAAGUUUACAUACACUUAG
Messenger RNA from Oncorhynchus mykiss (rainbow trout), 3398 nucleotides. Its product is annotated as sodium/glucose cotransporter 1. Gene Ontology annotation, cellular component: plasma membrane. Gene Ontology annotation, biological process: sodium ion transport; transmembrane transport. The record is from RefSeq and is a predicted model, not a curated record. Gene Ontology annotation, molecular function: D-glucose:sodium symporter activity. NCBI's taxonomy places the organism in Eukaryota, Metazoa, Chordata, Actinopteri, Salmoniformes, Salmonidae.